Rodentolepis nana is the source of this 678-nucleotide messenger RNA. The record is from the annotation of a GenBank genome assembly. NCBI's taxonomy places the organism in Eukaryota, Metazoa, Platyhelminthes, Cestoda, Cyclophyllidea, Hymenolepididae.
AUGCGCACACCAGUUUGUUGUCUUGUUUGUGACGACUUUCUCGCCAUUCGCUGUCGAAGAGUUCCGACUCCAACCGCAGACGACCGUACACCACGUUGCCGUCAUUGUUUAGGACUCGUCAUUAACUAUUUCAUCCUUGGACUAGUCUUCCUAAUUCUAACCGCUAUUCUUCUCGCCUUUGAGCUGGCAUCGGGGACACCUCUACGAAUAGGCUACUGGAAUGGAGCUCUGGCUGCCAUCUCAGCUUUGGCCAUGUUUUGUGUUGCCGCUUAUCCCACCCAUUGGACACUGGUUUUCCUUCUUAUCUCAAAUGCAUUUACCAUACUUGCAUGCGCUAUUGUCGCGUUGACAACUGUUCACGAUGAAAAUAGACAAAUACCGUCUUAUUGGAUUUGCCUCACAAUCCUUGCACUCUCGGUUUACUCAGCUAUCUUUGUGCUGGCUAAGCGUGGAUUGCCUUGGAGUAACAUCCGAGAAGUGGAAUCGGACUUCAUACUUCCCUCCUUGGAGCAGUCUGGAAUGCAGGAGCUUCAACCCCCCGAGGGAUUUGUGCUACCUGGAGAACAUUUGCUCCCCGACUAUGACAGCUUAAGACAUCCGCCAACUUACGGCGAGGCGAUGGGUGAGGGUCAUUCAGAAGAUCAAACAAAUACCGCGAAGAGUAAAAACAAAAGAUGA